Messenger RNA from Lodderomyces jiufengensis, 534 nucleotides. RefSeq lists its product as uncharacterized. NCBI's taxonomy places the organism in Eukaryota, Fungi, Ascomycota, Pichiomycetes, Serinales, Debaryomycetaceae. The transcript has a single exon. The record is from RefSeq and is a predicted model, not a curated record. The coding region runs from base 1 to 534 and encodes 177 amino acids.
AUGUUUAAAACAUCAUCAUAUUUUAUUCCAACUUGGUUUAAAAAACAAAACUUAAAAGAGUCAACUACAUCAAUUGAUCCAUCAACAAUUCCAAAAUCUUUUAAUAUAUCAAAUGAUGAUAAUAAAUUAAUUAAUAUUUUAAUGAAAGAACAAAAUGAUGAAGAAGAAGAAGAAUUUAUUGAUAUUCAAACAAAACAAUUAAGUUAUGCAGAAGUUGCAUUAUUAGGACAAAAUAAAAAACAAUCAAACAAUUACUUACAAAAAUCAAAACCAUCAAGAGGUUUAAUUGAAAAAAAUCAAUUUAAUGUUUUACAACAUUCAACUUCAACUUCACAAUCAUUAGUAAAAGAACAACCUAAAAAAGAAGAGUUAGAAAAUUUAGAAGAUUCUUUAACUUUUGAACAACAUAAAUCAAAUGAUGAAUAUUCAAAAUCUUUAAAUUAUAAAAAUAAACAAUAUAAAACAAUUAAGGAUAAAAAAUUAAAAUCAAAAAAUUUUAAAAAAGAAUCCAAAAAAAUUAAUACUAAAGAAUAG